Dibothriocephalus latus is the source of this 3565-nucleotide messenger RNA. The record is from the annotation of a GenBank genome assembly. Lineage: Eukaryota; Metazoa; Platyhelminthes; Cestoda; Diphyllobothriidea; Diphyllobothriidae.
UGAAGAAGCGGUGGUGAUCGAUGAGGAGGCCACCCAACGGGUUUCUCCAAUUAUUGGUCGGCGGCGCCAACGUCGUUUGACUGCCAAGGCUGCCGAGGCGCUGGAAGAGACCAUUGGGCGUCGCCGACGUCUUUACUUAAGAACUAGUGCCAGUGUGGCACCUGGGGAGGAGGGAGAGGAUGAGGAGCAAGAUGAGCGACCGGCAGACGAGGAUACCGCACCUUCUGCUCUCACCGCUCCAGUGGAUAAAUCACCGUCUUCCCCACGGCACUUAUCACCUACAAAGCCGGCUGCAAAUGCUGAAGUUCAACAGAUGAAGUCUCCGACGAAGAGUGACGGUCCGUCUGCGGAUCACAUAGACUCUGAACGCCAUAUCGAAGAUGCCGCAGUUGCUGAGGAAGUUUCUGCGCGGAAACGCCCAAAGAUAUCCAAACAGCACACGCCGCCAAAGAUAAUAGAAGGGAAGAGGCGUCCGAAAAUAAAUGUACGAAUUAUGAUUUAUGGUUUGUGCACUUUUUCGUACGAGGCGUCAACUACGACAUCCGGACACCGAAGACGCAGUCCUGACCGGCAACGUCUGCGACCAGAGUCGGAGCGCUUGAGUCAACGUAUCAAGAAUCGCGCCCUCAAAUCCACACGAAGUGAUAAGUCGCGGUAUGCAGACAGCAAAGCCUCCACCAAUUCAGUUCAUUCCGCUGAUAAGGGCAGACGGGGUCCGCGUGUUAAGCAAGUCGGUCGUAAAUCCAUCGCAAACUCAAACUAUGAGAAAACCAUGUCUGCAAUGGUGCAUGCGGCCAAACUCGCUGCCGUUGGCGCGCAAACCCAAGGCGGUGCCAGUCCUCUCCUAGCAGCAUCUGCAGCCACCGCAGGUGCACAGAGGGUUGCCCGUAACUACAAACUAGGCCACCUGUCUCGCAGCCACUCAUCAGAAUGGCACUCAGACGCCAGCAGUGACGCAACAAGGCCUACCUCAAAUAACAGCCUCAGUCCGGCCAACACUUCCGCUGGCGACUGUGGUCACUGUGCCGCUUGUCGAGGUCUGGUGCAGCCAUGCGGUCGAUGCAGUGACUGCCGUUCUGCUUCGCUCACCAGUGAAUCCCGCACUCCCAGUACCCCCCAAUUAGAGGUCUUCGCUGAUGCACCCGUCCGUUCGCUGCGCGGCGGAGAUUUAGGCAUGCAUUUCGCUCCUGAUCUUGGAUCCAAUCACCAGGAGGAUGAACGUGGUACUGUUCGACCCGUUGAUGGGGAGGUGAUUGACUUGGAUCUAGCACACUGUGGCGGUUACCCCGUCAUCACGACAACAAAAUCAGCUCCACCGAAGGAACUUUGCUAUGCUUGUGGCAGUGGCGGAGGCCAGCUUCUGUUUUGUGUGUCCUGUGCUGAACCCUUCCACUUCUACUGUGUUGAACGUCAGUUCCGUCCACGAAGCAAGGACCACUAUGUUUGCCGUAACUGCACCGCAUGUCGUAGGUGUGGCCAGCUGGCGGCGGAAUUGAAAUGUAUUCGUUGCUCUCACGGUUUCCAUCCGAGCUGCCUUCCCAACUACGCCCCCGCCUUUUCCACCCAGCGAGGCAAAUGGGUGUGCCCUGACUGCACUCACUGUCUUCACUGUUUAGUGAAGCCAACCGAUUUGACGGUUGCUAAGCAACGCACCGGGGAUUUUUCGGCCACUAUGGUGCCCUGGUCAAGUGAUAUCUCCAAGUGCGCCGAUUGCAGUGAUGCUGAGGCCAACGGUCAAAUCUGCCCAGAAUGCAAUCGGGCCUACUUGCGUGAUACGUUGGAAAUGGUUCAAUGUGACUCUUGCCGGCUGUGGCGCCAUCGCGCCUGCGCAAAGCUCACUGUGGAUCAAUACGAACUGAUUGCUCAGUUAUCUCCCAGUCAACUGAGGCCCUUCACCAUCUACUGUUCCAAGUGCAAGGAGAAGACAGUAAUGCGUGCGCAAGAGACUCGUUCAUCAGUCUCUGAGGAGAAAUUGAAUGGAGAUGAGCGACUCCGUUGUCUGGCCAGGGAUACACUGCUGGAACGCAUGGAGAAUCUCGUGCACUCUUGCCGGCGCUCGCCAACCCACGAAGGUGCUGGCAACCCCUCGGCAAGACGAGCUAAUCAAUCAAACGGUCAUCUUGCAAGUGACGGGGGCAGAUUUGAACUACCUCAGACGGUCGUCGUGACGACAACUCACUCGAGUGAUAGCGGUACUUCAACAGAAGAGGAAGAAGAUGCAUUAUCCGGGGACGAAGCUUCUGUGCGGGAUGAUGCCACUGCUGGUGAUGAGCGGUCUGUCAAUGAUGACGCAGACUACGAAGUCUCUGCGACCUCUUCGUCUGUCGGCACCUACCGAGACGGCGACUCCUGUCGUGUACCCGCCUGGGCUGUACGGAUCGAUCUUGAUGCACCUCCAAUGCCUGCUGCUUGGCUUACCGAAGGCGACACCUUCGAGUACUGGACCACUCCGCGGUCACUGGCCUACAGUCUCUUGGCUCGUCUUCUUCAACGGCUCUCCUGCACCGCAACCACCAGUCCAGAAUUCCUUCGUUUGCGACGUCUGCUCCAGUGGCUUGUGUCCUGCGUGGAACGCCUCUUCCCCUGGAUGCCUGCUAGCGAGUGCAUCGAUGAAGUUCGUGAUUUGCUUCGCCAGGCACAUGGUUCUUUGUCAAAGGUGCUUCAGCAUUUGUGCGCCCUUGCCAACAGCGAACUCCACGAGCUUACAUGCCCCAGAAUUUCGGGCCUUUUGGAGGAGACUCAUUCUCGGGCCCUUCAUCGUGGUCCCGAAGCGCACACCGAGGUCACCUACGCCAUCUACGAAACCUGCUGGCAGACCAUAUGUACCCAUCUAACAAGCUGCCAUGCAGAAUGUGGCUGUCCGCCCUCGCCCCACCUACACAAGAUGACCGAUUUAGAGGCCUUUGUUAGUCAUGCAAAUCACGGGCAAGGAUCUGGUACCACCUAUGUUGCCCUGGAGUGUUUUGAUCCGCAUGCUGAAGAGAAGGCAGAAAACUACCGACAGGAAACACGCGACGAGCGCUGGAUCGAACAUUGGUCCACUCUUGAGGAUCGAAUUGCAAUAUCCAACUUCCAGAAGGAACUGUUUCUGCGCUGGCAGCGCAUUCUCAUUCGACAGCGGACUGGUGCAAUUACGAGCCUCUCGUCGCCUGGUACCACAGGCAAGCCAACUAACUCAGUCGAUUCGAGUUGUUUGAAACCCUUCUACUUCGCUCUGCCCGAGUACUGGGAGGCUUUAGAAACCGCCUAUGCACCACGAAUGCAGCCGUUGUCAUCCAUUCCCCGCAAGACCGUCGAUCUGGACGAGAGUGAUGAGGAAUCUGUGCCACUGGAUGCAAGCAAAACGCAUGAUGUGCCCAGUGCUAUUAAAGGCAUCCUUCCCUUGAGCGUCAUUGCUGCGGAGGAGAAGAUGCUCGCCGAUGAUCCUCGCCACUGUCUGCUGUGUGCCAGAAACACUGAUGACAGCAUCGAGGGCCGUCUGCUCUACACCGGUUCGGACACCUGGGUAUGUUUCUUCGUCUCUUCUGUGGUUUAUUCAUGGCGCCCAGGCGGGCUGCGUAGCUAA